Messenger RNA from Sorex fumeus (smoky shrew), 1242 nucleotides. It is a transcript of the gene NPFFR1, whose product is annotated as neuropeptide FF receptor 1. Gene Ontology annotation, cellular component: membrane. Gene Ontology annotation, molecular function: neuropeptide receptor activity; peptide binding. Bases 1 to 1242 code for a protein of 413 amino acids. The transcript is spliced from 4 exons. The record is from RefSeq and is a predicted model, not a curated record. NCBI's taxonomy places the organism in Eukaryota, Metazoa, Chordata, Mammalia, Eulipotyphla, Soricidae. Gene Ontology annotation, biological process: G protein-coupled receptor signaling pathway.
AUGGACGGACCCUCGCAGACCCCCGAGGGCGACUGGGAGGAGAGCAGCGAUGAGGCCGGGCUGGCGGCCAACCUCACCUUCUCCUCCUACUUCCAGCACUCCUUCCCGGUGGCCGCCACGCUCGUCACAGCCUACGCGCUCAUCUUCCUGCUCUGCAUGGUGGGCAACACGCUGGUCUGCUGUGUCGUGCUCAGGAACCGCCACAUGCGCACGGUCACCAACAUGUUCAUCCUCAACCUGGCGGUCAGCGACCUGCUGGUGGGCAUCUUCUGCAUGCCCACCACGCUCGUGGACAACCUCAUCACCGGGUGGCCCUUCGACAAUGCCACGUGCAAACUGAGUGGCCUGGUGCAGGGCAUGUCCGUGUCGGCUUCUGUCUUCACACUGGUGGCCAUUGCUGUGGAAAGGUUCCGCUGCAUCGUGCACCCGUUCCGCGAGAAGCUGACCCCGCGCCAGGCGCUGGUCACCAUCGCGGGCAUCUGGGCGGCGGCGCUGCUCAUCAUGUGCCCGUCGGCCGCGACGCUGACCGUCACCCGCGAGGAGCACCACCUGCUGCUGGACGCGCGCAACCGCUCGUACCCGCUGUACGCGUGCUGGGAGGCGUGGCCCGCGCAGGGCAUGCGGCGCGCCUACACCACGGUGCUCUUCUCGCACGUCUACCUGGCACCGCUGGCGCUGCUGGCGCUGCUGUACGCGCGCGUGGCCCGCAAGCUGCUGCAGGCGGCGGGGCCCGCGCGGGCCGGCGAGGGCGGGCGCGGGGCGCGGCGGCGCGCGCGCGUCGUGCAGAUGCUGGUGGUCGUGGCGCUGGUCUUCACGCUGUCCUGGCUGCCGCUCUGGGCGCUGCUGCUGCUCACCGACUACGGGCAGCUCAGCGAGCCGCAGCUGCGCCUGGUCACCGCCUACGCCUUCCCGCUGGCGCACUGGCUGGCCUUCUGCAACAGCAGCGCCAACCCCAUCAUCUACGGCUACUUCAACGAGAACUUUCGCCGCGGCUUCCAGGCGCGCCUCUGCCCGCGCCCGCGCCCCCGGGACGCCUACUCGCAGCCCGCCCGGGGCCCCCCGCCGCCGCCGCCGCCGCCCGGCGACCCGGCCCCGCGCGCCGACUCGGGGCCCCGCGCGCGCGCGCCCCGGCCCGGCCUCCUGGCGCUGCGCCACGGCCGCGUGGCCCACCACGGCCCGGCCGCGGGCGACGGCCCGGGCUGCCCGCGCCUGCCCCUCUCCGUCCCCGCCUGGGGCACCUGA